AUGAGGGUGUCUAUGGAUCAAAGGCUAGAUAUAAGGGAAGGUCGUGAAGUCGAAGUCUGCUAUGAAGAGAAUGGCUUUAAAGCCGUUUGGUACAAAGCCAUUAUCGAGGCAACGAAAUCGAAAUCUGGUUUCAUAGAACACAGUGUACGCUUGCUCAAGGAUGAUUUCGCGACUCCUCUUAUCCAACUCUCCCUACAUGUCUUGCUUCGACCUCUUCCCCCACGACAUUUGCAAGCUCGCAUCAGUAUCAAGCAAGGCUGCGUCGUCGACGCUUACCACAAAGAUGGGUGGUGGACUGGGUUUGUUAUCAAAGAGUUGAAGGAUGAUAACAGCGAGAGUUGUUGUUUGGUGUUCUUCGAUUCACCGCCUGAUAUCAUUCUCUUCGAGAGAAAGGAUUUGAGGCCUCAUCUUAAAUGGUUCUACAAGAAAUGGUGGGUUAGGCCAAAGUCACAGCUUUUGGCUGAGGAAUCUAUGUUUAGCCCUGGAACAAUGGUGGAAGUGAGUUCCAAGACUGAUGAGAUGGAAAUUGUUUGGGUUCCUGCAAUGAUCAUCAAAGAGAUUGAAGAGGAUGAUGAGACGAAGAAAUAUAUUGUCAAGUUUUGCAAUAAGCCUUUGAGCUGGGAGGGUAGUAAGGAAACAUCCAACGAAACUGUUGAUUCACAAAGUGUUAGGCCAAAACAGCCUCUGUUUUUGGUUGAAGAGUAUAAGUUGUUGGACUGUGUUGAGGCGUUUCGUGGUUUGAGGUGGCGUAAAGGGAUAGUGAAUCGAUUUGUCUCUCAGAAAUCGUAUAUGGUGAGUUUCGAGGAUACAAAUAAGCAGUUGAGAUUCAAUCACUCGGAUCUAAGGCCUCCAAUGGAGUGGGAAGAUGGGGUUUGGAAGUUGUGA
Messenger RNA from Camelina sativa (false flax), 885 nucleotides. The record is from RefSeq and is a predicted model, not a curated record. Lineage: Eukaryota; Viridiplantae; Streptophyta; Magnoliopsida; Brassicales; Brassicaceae.